Messenger RNA from Baudoinia panamericana UAMH 10762, 1686 nucleotides. RefSeq lists its product as uncharacterized. Gene Ontology annotation, molecular function: acid phosphatase activity. The transcript is spliced from 3 exons. The coding region runs from base 1 to 1686 and encodes 561 amino acids. The record is from RefSeq and is a predicted model, not a curated record. Lineage: Eukaryota; Fungi; Ascomycota; Dothideomycetes; Mycosphaerellales; Teratosphaeriaceae.
AUGCUUAAUCUCUUCUUGUUGACCGUGGCCGGGCUCGUUGCCCAGGUCCUCGCUGCGCCGAACGAGCGGAGGCAAAUUGUGAACAACACGAUCAUCACUGACAUCAAUACCAUCUCGCAAUACUGGGGUCAGAUCAGUCCAUACACCGAUAACGCAGACAGCUACUUCGGUGUCCAAGACGUCGGCCUUCCCAAUGGCUGCCAAAUCGAACAGGUGCACUCUCUGCAGCGUCACGCCCAACGCUUCCCGACCAGCGAAUAUGACGACGGUGUCAAUGACGAGAACUUCGCCGCUAAGGUCUUCAACUUCACCUCGACCCAUUCUACCUCCUUGUUCACCGGCCCGUUGACUUUCUUGAACACCUACCGCUACCAGAUGGGCGAAAGCCUGUUGACCAACAUUGGUGCGGCGACCGAGUUCCAGGCGGGUACGACCUUCUGGAAUCGCUACGGUCGGACACUGUACAAUGCUUCUGCUGGCCAAGUUGUCUACAAUGGAAGCUAUGCGAAUGGCACAGCCAGGCCUAAGCCCGUUCUCCGAACUACCAGCCAAUCCCGCAUUGAAAACUCUGAGAUCAGCUGGGCUCUGGGCUUCUUCGGACCGUCGUUCUAUCCUACGCCAAUGCCGAACUUGACAAACUUCGCCAACGGCUCGCUAUUCGAUGUGGUCAUCAUUCCCGAGGGUGGUACCGAGAACAACACCUUGGCCUCCUACGACAGCUGCUUCGAAGACGAUCUUCAAAGCGCGGAUCUCGGCGAUCAGGACCUGAUCCAUCAAUAUGUCCCGUUGUAUAUUGGUGCUGCUACCCAGCGUAUGCAGCAGUAUGCUCCAGCAGGCUUCACCUUCACCGUCAAUGACACCUACGCCAUGCAGUCCAUCUGCGCGUAUGAGACUGCUUACAUCGGCAUGUCCGACUUCUGCGGUCUCUUUACAGAGGCUGAAUGGCAAGGUUUCGAGCAGACGCUGGACAUUGAGUACUACUACGAUUACAGCUUCGGCUCGCCAACGGGCCGUGCACAGGGUUUAGGCUACCAGCAGGAGCUUCUUGCACGAUUGACCAACCAAUACAUCACGUCCAGCAACAGCUCGGUCAACAGCAGCAUUACCAAUAACGCUGCUCAAUUCCCGCUUGGCCGACCGUUCUACGCCGACUUCACCCACGACGACAUCAUCGUCAGCACCCUAACCUCCAUGUCCGUCGACUACUUCCGCGAACACCCAAGCCUGACCCAAUACCCACCCGACCCGAACCGCCACUUCAUCCUAUCCCACCUAACACCAUUCGGCAGCCGUCUCAUCACCGAAGUCAUCGGCUGCAACUCCGCAAACCCUGCCGCCAUCCACAACAAGCGCACCGAGUACUACCCAACUCAAUACGGCUACAACCCAGCUAACGCCACCAACAAAUUCAUCCGCAUGCGUCUAAACAACGGCAUCGUCCCGCUCAACACUAUUCGUACGGGUGAGUGCUUGGGUCGAACGGACGGCUUGUGCAGCUUGCCGAAUUUCUUGAAGAGUCAGUACGAGGCGGAGCAAUUGGCGAACUACCAGUUUGCUUGCUUUGCUAACUACACGAUUGUCAACCCGUAUAAUGGGAACGAUUAUGAUGGUACGAUCAGCAAUACCACUGGUGGUAUUACCGUUCAUCCUGGUCAGAUUACGGCACAGUACCUCGAAAGCUUGUGA